This is a messenger RNA of Coffea eugenioides, 2242 nucleotides long. Its product is annotated as monocopper oxidase-like protein SKU5. Lineage: Eukaryota; Viridiplantae; Streptophyta; Magnoliopsida; Gentianales; Rubiaceae. Gene Ontology annotation, molecular function: copper ion binding; oxidoreductase activity. The record is from RefSeq and is a predicted model, not a curated record. Gene Ontology annotation, cellular component: plasma membrane. Bases 226 to 2007 code for a protein of 593 amino acids. The transcript is spliced from 9 exons.
AUUUUAACUUAUGUGAUAUCUACUCGCUCCGGAGGCGGAGAACGCUACACUCGAACCCAAAAACGCCCACCAGCCUCACUACUCACUAGUCACUACAGUCUCUUUCUUUCUCCAUCUUCUUCCCCUUCUCUUGUCCCUCUGGUAAUGUAAACCCCAUAAAGCAAACAAAUUUUCAGCUAUUUUCCCUUUUCAGAGAGUACAACACUCACACCAAAAGGUGAAUUCAUGGCUUCUUCCAGCUUUCCUGCUUUUUCUUUUAUCUGCAUUACUACUUGGCUUCUGGUGGGCUUCUGCUCUGCUGAGGAUCCCUUUGCUAACUUUGAUUUUGUAGUCUCUUACAUUACUGCUUCUCCUCUUGGUGUCCCUCAGCAGGUUAUUGCUGUGAAUGGCAAGUUUCCAGGGCCUACCAUUAACGUUACUACUAACGACAAUGUUGUUGUCAAUGUGAAGAACAAGUUAGAUGAAGAUCUUCUUAUGCAUUGGUCUGGUAUAUUUAUGAGGAAGAGCUCAUGGCAAGAUGGGGUGCUUGGGACUAAUUGUCCCAUACCUCCAAAGUGGAACUGGACUUACCAGUUUCAGGUUAAGGACCAGAUUGGUAGCUUCUUUUACUUCCCUUCCAUAAACUUUCAGAGAGCCUCUGGUGGCUUUGGAAGCUUUAUCAUCAAUAACAGGGAAAUUAUUCCAAUUCCUUUUGAUACGCCUCAUGGUGAUAUUACAAUUGUGAUCGGUGAUUGGUACAUUCGAAACCACACGGCUCUAAGGAGAGAUCUUAAUUCUGGAAAAGAUCUUGGGAUUCCUGAUGGCGUAUUGAUUAAUGGAAAAGGACCUUAUAGAUACAAUGAUUCUCUCGUCCCUGAUGGCAUUGACUAUGAAAAAAUUGAAGUCCAUCCAGGAAAAACCUAUAGAAUUCGUGUAAGCAAUGUUGGAAUAUCAACUAGUUUGAACUUCAGAAUUCAAAAUCAUAACCUACUUCUAGCUGAAACAGAGGGAUCAUAUACAGUGCAGCAGAAUUAUUCUAGCUUAGACAUUCAUGUUGGACAAUCAUACUCUUUUUUAGUAACCAUGGAUCAGAAUGCAAGUAGCGAUUACUACAUAGUCGCAAGUGCGAGGAUGGUGAAUGAAUCACAAUGGCAAAAAGUCACAGGUGUUGGAAUCCUGCACUAUACAAAUUCGAAAGGAAAGGCAUCUGGUCCUCUUCCAGACCCACCGCAAGAUCAGUUUGACAAAACCUUCUCGAUGAACCAGGCUAGAUCUAUCAGGUGGAAUGUGACUGCUAGUGGUGCUCGCCCGAACCCUCAAGGUUCCUUCAGAUAUGGUUCAAUUAAUGUGACCGAAGUAUAUGUACUAAAAAAUAAACCACCAGUAACUGUAAACGGCAAACAACGAGCAACACUCAGUGGGGUUUCAUUUGUUAAUCCUGCGACUCCCAUCAGGCUUGCUGACCAAUAUAAAGUAAAGGGUGUCUACAAACUUGAUUUUCCAACCAGGCCACUCACAGGAUCCCCUAGGAUGGAAACUUCAAUUAUCAAUGGCACUUAUAGGGGGUUUAUGGAGGUGAUACUGCAGAACAAUGAUACCAAGAUGCAUACAUAUCACAUGAGUGGCUAUAACUUUUUUGUGGUUGGAAUGGAUUUUGGUGAGUGGACUGAGAAUAGCAGAGGAACAUACAACAAGUGGGAUGGCAUUGCUCGCGUUACAACUCAGGUGUUCCCUGGGGCUUGGACAGCUGUUCUGGUCUCCCUUGAUAAUGUUGGAGUUUGGAACCUUAGAACAGAGAACCUUGACUCAUGGUAUCUUGGCCAAGAGACAUAUGUCCGAGUUGUUAAUCCAGAGGCAACGAACAAAACAGAGUUGCCUAUCCCAGAUAAUGCUCUGUUUUGUGGUGCUCUAGGCAAAUUGCAAAAGCCACAAGAUAUAUCUUUGGCUACAUCGAUCAUGGUCAAUCGGUCAGAGCUAUGUUUUACUCUGCUGCUAAUGAUUUCAAUGUUAAUCACCAUAUUCCAAUAGAAGUGGUUAUUUCUGCUGCAUGCGGGAGCCUGGCUUUGCUUAGUGAGGUUUGUGUUGUCAGAUUAGGUGUGUAAUUGUAGUUUUGUUUAUAUGAAAUUUCAUAUUUUGACAUGUAAUUUCUUUGCUUUCCGGUUGUAUUAAAUGCUCCCGGGAUCCUUGUUAAUUUAUUGGAAUUAUCAUUCUUUUAAUAUUUGUGAUUUAUGCAAUGUUUACAGUUAAUCAAGUUGUAAUACAA